Morchella sextelata is the source of this 198-nucleotide messenger RNA. RefSeq lists its product as uncharacterized. Gene Ontology annotation, biological process: cytoplasmic translation. The transcript is spliced from 4 exons. Gene Ontology annotation, molecular function: structural constituent of ribosome. NCBI's taxonomy places the organism in Eukaryota, Fungi, Ascomycota, Pezizomycetes, Pezizales, Morchellaceae. The coding region runs from base 1 to 198 and encodes 65 amino acids. Gene Ontology annotation, cellular component: cytosolic large ribosomal subunit; ribosome. The record is from RefSeq and is a predicted model, not a curated record.
AUGGCAAAGUCGAAGAACUCGUCUCAACACAACCAGAGCAACAAGGCUCACCGUAACGGUAUCAAGAAGCCUAAGACCUACAGAUACCCUUCCCUCAAGGGUACUGACCCCAAGUUCCGAAGGAACCACAGGCACGCUCUUCACGGAACCAUGAAGGCUCUUAAGGAGUUCAAGGAGGGCAAGCGCGAGUCCGCCUAA